Molecule: messenger RNA, 1624 nt
Organism: Lagopus leucura (white-tailed ptarmigan)
Lineage: Eukaryota; Metazoa; Chordata; Aves; Galliformes; Phasianidae
Gene: TK2
Product: thymidine kinase 2
Exons: 10
Coding region: 233-814 (193 amino acids)
Biological process (GO): nucleobase-containing compound metabolic process
Cellular component (GO): mitochondrion; cytoplasm
Molecular function (GO): ATP binding; deoxynucleoside kinase activity
Source: RefSeq, a predicted model, not a curated record
CGGUACGAAGAUCUCUUUCCUGGUUGUAACUCCCGCUUUUUCUUUUUUCCCCAUUUUAGAUAAGCGUCUGAUAAAAGAAGAUGAUAAAAAGACCGUUAUAUGCAUCGAGGGGAAUAUUGCAAGCGGAAAGACAACGUGCCUGGAUUAUUUUGCGCAGACUACCAGCAUCGAGGUCUUGACAGAACCAGUGAGUAAAUGGAGGAAUGUUCGAGGUCAUAAUAUCCUGGGUUUAAUGUACCAGGAUGCUUCGAGAUGGGGGAUAACCUUACAAACUUACAUACAGCUUACAAUGUUGGAGCAGCAUACCAAACCAAUGAUUUCCCCAGUAAGAAUGAUGGAGAGAUCAAUUCACAGUGCAAGAUACAUUUUUGUAGAGAAUUUGUAUAGGAGUGGGAAGAUGCCAGAGGUGGAUUAUGUUGUGCUGUCUGAAUGGUUUGACUGGAUCCAGAACAACACCGAUGUUUCAGUUGAUUUGAUAGUUUACCUGCAGACAUCUCCUGAAGUUUGUUAUGAGAGAUUAAAGGGAAGAUGCAGAGAAGAAGAGAAAAUCAUUCCUCUGGAAUAUUUAGAAGCUAUUCAUCAGCUCUACGAAGAGUGGCUCAUUAAAUAUACAUUAUUUAAAGUUUCCUGCCCAGUGCUUGUCAUUGGAGCUGACCACGACAUGCAGAAAAUGAUAGAAAAGUAUGAAGAGAACCGGGACCAAAUACUAAACCCAUUGCUCUUCCUCCUGCAGAGUCUGGGUAUUCUGCCAUCAGUUGCAAUUAAAAUGUUUGGACCUGAAGCUCUCCGUGCUCUUGCAAAUAAUGACUCGUAGUGAGUUACUGUCCUGCCUGAGGAAUUGGAGUAUCUAGUCCUUCCUGUAGAGUAUGGAGGUUGAAGUAAUUACUGUGCUUUUGUAAAGCAGGUUAAAGUCAGGUGAGGAUUAUGGUUUUUUACUUUUUUUUUCCCCCCCCAGCAUUUGGUAAAUUGCAGCAUUUGAGUUAUUUGUAUAUUGAGUUGCAUAAGUUGCAAGUUUUUAAAAAGUUUAGUCUCAGAACAAAAAAGUAGCUCUAAGAUUAAUUCCUACAUAAGAGAAAUAUAAUCUGUUUUGUCCAGAUGCCAUUUAUCUGUUUUUUUAUCCUAAAAUAACACAAAAAAUUACUAUAAGGGUUAACUGUUGUGUAAACGUAUUCCUGUAAGAGUGAUCUCUCUGAAUGCAUACAAAAGGUCAGGCAAGAGUGACACAGCAGAGGAGCUCUGGUUUUUACUUGUUACCACGCUACUUGAUUUUAUUUAUUCUUACGUCAGGGGGCUUUGAGGUGAUCCCUCUGUCUGAUAAGUGAUUUAUUUCUCCCUCACAUCUCCCCACGAUAAAUACUAAGCUGCUAGGACUUUUACUGUAAGUAGGCUGCUUUGCACAUGCUGCUGUAUUCUGUUCCAUUCCUGUCCUUACUGAAGGGAGUUGUAAUGUUUAAUGCUGUGAAAAGGAAACCUUUAGGAUUUAUCAGCUGUCUCACUUAAGAGAACAGUGCCAAUUAACUUUCACUGGAUGGAGCCUUUAGUGGUGACAGUGGAUUACAGGUUAUAACUUUCCCAGUGUUGAGAUACAAGUAAAGUUAAAUAAAUAAAUGUUAUGUUUUAGAAA